UAUAAACAGAGCAGAGAUGAACCUUAACUUCAUCCUGCAUCAGUCCCCUGGAACAUCAGAUCACCAUCAUGAUUCCAGCUUUUCUCUUCCUCCUCUUCCUCUCAGUGACAAAUGUCUUACUAAGCACACCAGUUGAUGAUAAUGAUGAAUCUGAAACACCCAUGCUGCUUGACGACAUUGCCAUUCCUGAUACUUUGGCUCGGAAUGCAGACCCAUGUACCGCCCGAGGCUGCAAGUGGCCAAAGUCUGGACGCUUUGUCUUUGUUCCUUACGACAUUUCCACUCACUAUUGUAAGAAAGAGCGAAAGUUUAUUGUGAAGGUCCUCAAGAGCUUCAAACGGUCCACUUGUAUUCGCUUUGUCCCACGAAGACCAUGUGAUCGUGACUACAUCCAUUUCUUUUCAGGCGAUGGGUGUUGGUCCUACAUUGGACGUCAGAAGGGAGGACAGAAAAUCUCCCUGCAGAGAAAAGGCUGUUUGAGUCGCUCCACAAUACAACAUGAGGUACUUCACGCUCUGGGCUUCAACCAUGAACAGGUCCGCUCUGACAGAGACAAGUACGUUUGGAUUCUCUACAAGAACAUUGAGCCAGGAAUGGAGCACAACUUCCAAAAGAAGGAAACUAACAACUUGGGAACUCCAUAUGACUUCAGCUCUGUCAUGCAAUACUCCAAUCAUGCCUUCUCCAAAAAUGGCAAACCAACCAUCGUUGCCAAAUGCAACCCAAAGCUGAAGUUUGGACACGCCAAACAAAUGAGCAUCAAUGACAUCAUCCGCAUCAAAAAGCUAUAUAAGUGCUAUUGAACUCCACGGCUUGAAGAGGUCAGCUUCCAGAUACUGCAACGGACCAGAAGCCUCGCACCUAAAACUAAAUCUGAGCUAACACCAAAAUACGACCGUAAAGCUUCAGAAAAUAUGCAUCUGAGAUCAUAUUGUCCUUUCUUUAAACAAAUAAGUGGAAAUCAUGGUCUUGUGUGUUUUGGGGACAUUUUUUGGCCACCAGGUGGAUCAGGAUUGUUGCAUGUUUUUCUUUUGAGGUCAGCCACUAAGAAAUAAACAGCAAGCAUCUAUAAUCACCACAUCUAUUUUCUUGCUUUUUUGUCUUUGCUUUGGGAUUCAGGGAAUAUAGACAAUUAUAGGGGGAAAAAAAAAGACUAAAAUCAACAAAUAUAUAGGUUAAGGACAUUUAGCUUUUCUGUGAACAUUUUUUGUGCAACAUUGUAAUUAAUUUGCCUAAUAAAGACGCACAUUUCAA
Molecule: messenger RNA, 1254 nt
Organism: Girardinichthys multiradiatus
Lineage: Eukaryota; Metazoa; Chordata; Actinopteri; Cyprinodontiformes; Goodeidae
Product: low choriolytic enzyme-like
Exons: 9
Coding region: 69-803 (244 amino acids)
Biological process (GO): proteolysis
Molecular function (GO): metalloendopeptidase activity; zinc ion binding
Source: RefSeq, a predicted model, not a curated record